GAUCACCACACGCACAAAGACAGGGUUUACCCCUACAAAACGUACGAGGAGACAUCUCUUGUAAGCAUUUUGGGUGUUUUACCAUCUGUCAAAACAAGAACCAAAGAUGGCGAAGAGAAGAGCGGCUGGAGCCUCCAGGGAGACCAGGCGAAGACGAUGGUGGCACCUGAGGCAGAGAUGGAGGAUGCUGGGAGUGUUUGAGAUCAACCAAGAGCAUGAGUACUACCAUCUGACCGCCAAGAUCAAAGAAGGCAUGCAGGCGUCCAUUCAGACCACUGCAGACACAUCUGUUCAGGAUACACUCAUCGCUGAACAUGUCAAGGCAGAGGAAACUCACACCCAUGAGGGUUUUGAGAUGAAGACGUUUGCAGCACCUGUCUUUGCUAAACUGAGACAUUCAUUGGACAUCUCAGAGGAGGAAUACAUGACGUCUCUCUGCUCAGGCGACUGCUACCUCCAGUUUGUCAGCAACUCCAAAAGCAAGGCAGAUUUCUUUAUCACGAAUGACAAGAGAUAUUUCCUGAAGACACAGAGCAGACGAGAGAUCAGAUUUCUGCUGUCCAACCUGCAGGCAUACAUGGACCACCUGGAAAAAUAUCCUCACUCACUCUUAGUGAGGUUUCUGGGCGUCCACCAGAUCAUAAUUCCAAAUGAAAUUAAGAAAUAUUUCAUUGUGAUGCAGAGUGUAUUUUACCCUGACGAGAGGAUCAACAUCAGAUACGACAUGAAAGGUUGUGAGGUGGGUCGAUGGACGAACCCUGACACAGGAGGGAAACAGAUCCUCAAAGUGCUGAAGGACAAUAACUUUGAGGGACAACACAUUGCAUUGGGUCCGGAGAAAUCCUGGUUUGCUAGUCAGGUGAAAGUGGACUCUGCCUUCCUGCAGGAGCUGAAUGUGUUAGACUACAGCCUCCUGCUGGCCCAUCAGCCUCUGCACCGGGACGAACUGGAAGGGAAACACUCUCUGGCUAACUUUGUCGUCCGCACCACAAAGUCUUUUGACUUUGAAGAGAGUCCGACACACGCAGACCCCCCCACUGUCCCGUUACUGGAGGAGAACAUGGCUGAGGUGUCACCUGAUGUUACAGACUCUGAGGCUGGCCGGCCUCAGGCAGCGGCAGCAGCAGCAGGUGAGGGCUCAGGUGAAGAGAUCCCUCUCCAGGAGAUAAACAGCUCAGAGACCAUGACCAGGAGUAACUCAGAGCUGCAGGACUUUCAGGAGCAUCAUCGCAGGCUGCUACCAAACUGCAAAAAUGCUGUUCAUGUGAUUGAUGGUGCGGACCUGCGCUACUUUGUGGGCAUUAUAGAUAUUUUUACCGUCUACGGCUGGAAGAAAAGACUGGAGCACCUGUGGAAAAGUCUGCGGUACCCCGGAAGAGCAUUUUCAACGGUUAGCCCUGAUAAAUACUCACGCAGGUUCUGUCAGUGGAUUCAGGCCCACAGUCAGUGACUAAAUCCACAAAACACUGAUCACUGGUACACAGACAUUUCUGUUUCACCCCUAGCAUCCAUCAGAGGGCCCUGUGACACAUUUUUAGCUCUGGAGAAUUCCACUGCUUCAUCAGGUCUCUGAUUUGUCAGGAGCAGCUCACACCUUAGCAGUGAAAUUUACUUCACAUAAAUACAACUACUGACAACAUUUACUGACUUAUUCUUUACAUACUUAAAGCUCCUGUGAGGAGUUUUUAGCUGCUUAGACUGAAAUAUAGAAUGAUGCCUUUUUAUUACCUACAAAAGCAAAUGUGACCAUCAGCAACAAUGCCUGUAACCGCAGCAUGAGAGAACGUGUCAAACUGGAUGAUUGAUGGUAGGCUGAAGAAAAAGCUCCUUUUUACUUCUUCAGUGUGCUAUAAACCAUCUCGUCUGACACUGAUCCCUGUCAGUGGUUAUAGGAAUUCAAGUUACAAUAAAGAUUUUCAGACUGGUCUCAGAUGUUUGUUUUCUUUUGUAGGUCAUAAAGAGACAUCACUGUUAACUUCAACACAUUUCAAAAUGAGCUUAACUUCACAGGAGCUUUAAAGUACAUCCAGUUACAGUAAGCUAAUGGCCGUUCACACCAAAUGGGAAUGAAGUCAUUUGUGCCAGUGAAUCACAUGGAAAGUCAAUGUGGAGACACAAGUAUUCGUGAGUUCUUGUUGGGUGGCGGGAAUGACAGGAAUUGGGUAGCAUGAAUUAUAUGAAUUAACUUAAUUACACACAUAUUUGCUAGAGUUGAAAAAUCUGAACUCCGGAGAAUCAUUGGCUCUGCUAAAACCAGUCAGAGUGCAGAUCAUCAGGUGACGUAUGCUUAGGGCUGGGCGAUAAUUCGAUAAUGAUAAUUAUGCAAUAUAAUUUUUCUCAAUAUAAAUAUAACAAAUGUUCGAUAAAAUGUGAUAUAAAUAAACC
Notolabrus celidotus (New Zealand spotty) is the source of this 2385-nucleotide messenger RNA. Its product is annotated as phosphatidylinositol 4-phosphate 5-kinase-like protein 1. NCBI's taxonomy places the organism in Eukaryota, Metazoa, Chordata, Actinopteri, Labriformes, Labridae. Gene Ontology annotation, molecular function: phosphatidylinositol kinase activity. Gene Ontology annotation, biological process: phosphatidylinositol metabolic process. The coding region runs from base 107 to 1450 and encodes 447 amino acids. The record is from RefSeq and is a predicted model, not a curated record. The transcript is spliced from 10 exons.